Messenger RNA from Coccidioides immitis RS, 2721 nucleotides. RefSeq names its product alpha-amylase AmyA. The record is from RefSeq and is a predicted model, not a curated record. Lineage: Eukaryota; Fungi; Ascomycota; Eurotiomycetes; Onygenales; Onygenaceae. The transcript has 2 exons. Bases 1 to 1749 code for a protein of 582 amino acids. Gene Ontology annotation, molecular function: calcium ion binding; alpha-amylase activity. Gene Ontology annotation, biological process: carbohydrate catabolic process.
AUGUAUUUCUUACCAAUCCUAAGAUCAGUGAUACUCCUGAUCACACUUACCUGCCUCCUGGGAUCUCACUGUUCCUUUGCAGCCAACACCGGAGACUGGAAACCCAGGUCAAUAUAUCAGGUUUUUACUGACAGGUUUGCUAGGACAGACGGGUCCUCAGCAGCGCUAUGCGACCCAAAGGAAGGCGUAACGUGUGGUGGGACAUGGGGAGGAAUAAUCAACCACUUGGACUAUAUCCAGGGCAUGGGAUUUGAUGCGAUCAUGAUUUCGCCUGUUACUCAGAAUAUAGAUGGUAGUGUUGAGUAUGGAGAUGCCUAUCACGGCUACUGGCCCAAGAACAUCUAUGAACUGAACGAUAAUUUUGGAACCCGCCAGGAUCUUCUCGAUCUGAGCAAGGCCCUUCAUGAUCGAGGAAUGUUCUUGAUGGUUGAUGUCGUCAUCAAUAAUAUGGCAUACAUUACGAACGGUGGCAACCCAGACAAGGCCAUCGAUUAUUCAAUCUUCGUCCCUUUCAAUAGCGAAGAGUAUUUCCAUCCCUACUGCGAAAUUACUGACUACGACAAUUACGACAUUGCGCAAAAGUGCUGGACUGGGGACAAAAUUGUGCCAUUACCCGACCUGAAAACCGAGGACGACACCGUCACCCAGAUAAUGAAGACAUGGGUCGAGGCCCUCAUUACUAACUACUCGAUUGAUGGUCUUCGGAUAGAUGCUGCGAAGCAUGUGGAUACGAGGUACCUGAAUGAAGUCGUGAGCGCAUCAGGUGUCUUUGCGACGGGGGAGGUUUAUGAGAGAGAUUUGGAGACCGCUUGUGGGUAUCAGAGACACAUCCAAAGUGUCCCAAACUACCCUAUCUACUACGCCAUGAUCCAAGCGUUUGGCAACGGAAAUAUGACGGCGCUUGUAAGACAGGUAGAAGACGCAAUGCUGACAUGCAACGAUACCUUCGCUUUGGGUGCUUUCGCGGAAAACCACGACCUGCUGCGGUUUCCAUCCUUCAACAAGGACCUUUCGCUGGCUAAAAAUAUCAUCGCAUUUACUAUCCUUUCAGAUGGAAUUCCAAUGUUCUACCAGGGCCAAGAACAGCAUCUCUCAGGCGAUGGGACUCCUGCAAAUCGUGAGGCUCUUUGGCUUUCAAACUAUGACACGGAUGCCCCUUUAUAUAAAUUUACGGCCUUGGUCAACAAGAUACGUAAACAGGCCAUCCGCGUGGACCCCGAUUACCUUGGGCACCAAGUCUAUCCAUUGGCCGACAUGAACGGAAUUUCCUCGUUUCGUAAGGGAAACGAAGGCCGCCAUAUCAUAGCCAUUUACUCAAGCCACGGUGAAGAUGGAUUUAGCCACCAGUUGAGGAUCCCGAGAAGUGGUCAUCAACGCCUAGAGUUAACUGAAAUUACCACUUGUGAGAACUAUACCCUUGAUCACUGGGGUGCGCUGCAGGUGAAAGUGGAGAAUGGCUUGCCUAAGAUAUUUUUCCCUGCGAAUCAGAUGGGAGGCAGCGGGCUAUGUGGAUUUGGGGAUUGGCCUAUUCGCGGUUCAAGAACGAAAGGAAACGGCGUGUCGCCCAGUGAGGAAACGUCCUGGGUGACCGAAGUCCACGAAAAUCCUAAAUGGGGGAGGAGACCGGGUAGGCUGGGAUCAAGGCCGCCCGAUAAGCAGCAGAAGUCUAGGUCCAGAAGGGCGUGGAGCGACCCAUUGGGGUGUUUGUUUUUAUUUGCGUUGGUAGCAUUCCAUUUGACCUGCGGAUGAAGCCACAGUGUCGUACGGAUUGCGGAUACUCCUGGCGGUUUCAUGGUGUUUUUGGGGGUAACAAUCGGAUUUUUAUUUACUUGGUUUUGGGUUCAUUAGGGGAGAAGAAACGCUCUAUUAUUAGAGUAUGAUGCACUUUCUGCGUUUGGGAUAGUAUUUUAGUUUUGGAACUUGAUGGACUGAGCGGAGAUUGGUUUAAUUCCUCGUCUUUAAGGCCAAUUCCUCGAAGCUGGCCAGGUAUUAAAACAUGUCUAUAAAAACUGCGCCACCAAACGAACAAAGUCGAAAAGGCAGAAGGGCACAAACAACAAUCGCUGGGAGCCCCGGAAAUCAGAAAUGGCUUCAGAUGCAAAUUAACCAUUGGACGUUCCCCGCUCAGACCGAAUGAGUUUGUCCAGCCCGAGGGAAGCCUCCCCAUUGAAAUGACUCAUCUCAAAUAAAUGCUCCGUAAUAAAUACACGUAUUUAUCUUUCUUCAAAAUUCGGCGUUAAGUCCCUUAUCUCCGGUUGUUAUUUCCUCUCAUUCCCAAAAUCUGAACCAUCCGAAUGAAGAUGUUCAAGAAAUCCAAUUCGAGACUGAUGCUCUCGUUGACCACAUCCCUCUUUACAAGUCCGCGUUCGGCCAUACGAGCAUGGUAGAGAAUCUUCUGGAUAUCGUAGAGUGUAAAGCCGCCGAAGACCGCAAGACCACCGUACAGCCAGAUGCGCUCAGACCACAUGAGUGUUCGGGUGGCCGUGGCCGGGAGGACUAAGGGAGCGAAGCCGGAGAGGGCAACGACGCAGACACCGGCGAGCAGAGGAGCUCCGAGAUAUAGGUACUUCUCCUGCUUGGCGGUGGCACCGACAAAAGCGAUGGAACCCAUCAUGCCGACGGUGUAUAGGCCAGCGCGGGCAAGAAGGGCGGGCUGGAGGAACAUUAAUGGGGAGAGCACGGCGGCUUGUGCGAGGUUAAAACCGGCCCAGAGGGCAUAUU